AUGGAGCGAACCUACUCCAUCCGCAGUUUCUCCACUGCCGACGACCAGUCUCUCUCGACGAGGAAUAAUACGCUGAAGAAGAAGAGCUCGAUGCGGCGUCGCAGCAGCAGCCGUCGCAGCAACAGAGCCGGCAGCGUGCGAAGCCUCAUCAUCCAGUCCGCCGCCGAUGCGGAAGACGUCACGAGCGCGUUCUACUGUCCUGUCCCGACGUCGGGCACCCCCACCGACGUGCUCGUCGUCAGGUUCCAGACGUGGCGCAAGGUGCUCAAGGACCUGAUUUCCUACUUCCGCGAGAUCCAGUCCCACUAUGAGCAACGAUCAAAGUCCCUCGUCAAGCUCGGAAACGUUGCCAACAACAUCUCGACCCCCGCCAAUUUCCUCACCUCGGCCGGCAUCGACGAUGCACUCCAAUUCCUUCGGAACUACCACAAGGCCGCCAUCCAGGAGGCCGCCAAGGCCAAGGAGAUCGAAGAAGACGUCAUCCUCGCCAUCACGGGUCUGCGCGGCGACCUUCAGCAGAAGAUCAAGGAAAUCAAGAAUCUUUCGGGCGACUUCAAGAACUCGGUCGAUCGCGAGAUGGAUCACACCCGCAAGGCUGUGGCCGCCCUCGUCAACGUCCUGGACAAGAACGAGGUGAAUUCGGCCUCGACGACGGGAAAGCAAGACCCAUACCUGCUCCGUCUUGCCGUCGACCACCAGGUCGAGCGCCAGAUUGACGAGGAAAACUAUCUCCAUCAGGCAUACCUGAACCUCGAGAGUUCCGGCCGAGAGCUGGAAUCCAUCGUCGUCGGCGAGAUCCAGAAGGCGUACAACGCCUACGCCGGAAUAUUGAAGCGCGAGGCCGACAACGCCUACGGCGUCGUGGGCGAGCUCCGUGACGGCCCCGUUUCCAUGCCCAAGGACCAGGAAUGGAUCCACUUCAUGAUCCACGACGGACAGAUCGUCGAUCCCACCGUUCCCAUGCGCUCGCCCGAGCAGAUCCACUACCCGGGCCAAGAUCACGUUGCCGCUCAGGAGAUUCGCGCGGGCCUGCUCGAGCGCAAGAGCAAGUACCUCAAGAGUUACACCGCCGGCUGGUAUGUCCUUUCUACCACGCACCUCCACGAGUUCAAGUCGGCGGACAAGGCGCAGGCGCCCAUCAUGUCCCUUUACUUGCCGGAGCAGAAGCUGGGAUCGCACUCGACCGAAGGCGGCGCCUCGAACAAGUUCAUCCUCAAGGGCCGGCAGACGGGUACCAUGCACAGGGGACACACCUGGGUCUUCCGGGCCGAGAGCCACGAUACCAUGAUGGCCUGGUACGAGGACAUCAAGGCUCUGACGGAGAAGACGGCGGAGGAGCGCAGCCAGUUUGUGCGCACCCACUCCCGGAGCCUCAGCCAGUCCUCCCGUCGGUCCAUGAGCAGCGAUGGCAUCGUCGACGAGGAUGACGACGAGCCCUUCUCCGCCAAUCAAGUCGGCCUCGAACCGGAGCUGCGGCCCGAGUCAGCAUCCCGACGACCCCAACCAGGUGGGCGGUUUCCAUCCGACAUGCAAGUCAAGGCGCAACGAGGCUCACAAGCCCCCCAAUCACCCUCUAGCGUGAGCUCUGGCCGUCAGGAAUAUCAACCUGACACCGGGGCCUUCGCCACCGCCCACUACAGCCAGCAGGACGAUCAUCUGGGGUACGGCGGCACGGCGCGAACGCCCAUGGACGCCGUUCAUUCGCAUGCCGCCAUGGCCAGCCAAGACGCGCGCAACGAUGGCGUCAACCCGUACACGAGCGAGCCGCUACCUCCGGCUCAUUCGAUGCCCGUCGACGACGGAUACUUUGGCACCCAAGCUGUGGCGGCUCAUGAAUAUCUAGAUCCGGAGCCCGAGAGCCAAACUCCCGUCGAAGUCGCCGAGCAGGAAGUGGAGCGCAGCAUGAUCGAUAAGGAGGCUCGCGCGGUCGAGGAACGCCAGGACAGCAACGGGAGGCCGGAUGAUUCGGCGAAAGAAGCGAAUGGUAUUGUUCAUGUCGAAGCCCUCGUUUCCGCUCCGAAUGAGCUAACCGUCGUCAUCAUGACAGCCGGCAGCGUGUCCAUGACCAAAUCGCAACAAGAGCCUGCGUUUCAGGCCCUGCCCGAGGUGGAGGCUUCCGAACAGGCCACAUCGAAUGCGACACCCUCAGCUGGAGCGAUUGGCCGGAGUCGUCCGACGGAAGGUAGAACGGAUAGCGAGGCGACCAUACUGAACCUGCAGAUGCCAGGCAAGUUUCCUCGAGGCGGCGGGCUAACGUCGCCUUGA
Drechmeria coniospora is the source of this 2265-nucleotide messenger RNA. Its product is annotated as PH domain protein. The coding region runs from base 1 to 2265 and encodes 754 amino acids. The transcript is spliced from 4 exons. The record is from RefSeq and is a predicted model, not a curated record. NCBI's taxonomy places the organism in Eukaryota, Fungi, Ascomycota, Sordariomycetes, Hypocreales, Ophiocordycipitaceae.